UCAAUCACAUUCUCAUCAAAAGACACUGAAUCACGAAUAUCUCUGUCUUCUCUCUCCUGAUAGACUCUUUUCUUUCCUAGGCUCGACCGUCCCUCGAGUCCUUAAUAUUGUACAUUAGUCUUCCCUUUUCCACGAAUUAUUGACGAGUCUCUUACGAAUCACCACACACAAUGGCUCCCGCUGUUGGUAUUGACUUGGGUACCACGUACUCCUGCGUGGGUGUCUACCGUGAUGACCGUAUCGAGAUCAUCGCCAACGACCAGGGUAACCGCACGACCCCAUCGUUCGUGGCCUUCACCGACACCGAGCGUCUGAUCGGUGAUGCCGCUAAGAACCAGGUCGCCAUGAACCCAUCCAACACCGUCUUCGACGCCAAGCGUCUGAUUGGACGUAAGUUCAGCGACCCUGAGGUCCAGGCCGAUAUGAAGCACUUCCCCUUCAAGGUCGUCGACAAGAACGGCAAGCCCGUCGUCGAGGUCGAGUUCAAGGGCGAGACCAAGCAGUUCACCCCCGAGGAGAUCUCCUCCAUGGUCCUGACCAAGAUGCGUGAGACCGCUGAGUCUUACCUCGGUGGUACCGUCAACAACGCUGUCGUCACCGUCCCUGCCUACUUCAACGACUCCCAGCGUCAGGCCACCAAGGACGCCGGUCUCAUUGCCGGUCUGAACGUCCUCCGUAUCAUCAACGAGCCCACGGCCGCCGCCAUUGCCUACGGUCUCGACAAGAAGGCCGAGGGCGAGCGUAACGUCCUGAUCUUCGACCUGGGUGGUGGUACUUUCGAUGUUUCCCUCCUGACCAUCGAGGAGGGUAUCUUCGAGGUCAAGUCCACCGCUGGUGACACUCACCUGGGUGGUGAGGACUUCGACAACCGUCUGGUUAACCACUUCGUUAACGAAUUCAAACGCAAGUUCAAAAAAGACUUGACUACCAAUGCUCGUGCGCUCCGUCGUCUGCGCACUGCUUGCGAGCGUGCCAAGCGUACCCUCUCUUCCUCUGCUCAGACCUCCAUCGAGAUCGACUCUCUCUAUGAGGGUAUUGACUUCUACACCUCCAUCACCCGUGCCCGUUUCGAGGAGCUCUGCCAGGACCUCUUCCGCUCCACCAUGGACCCCGUCGAGCGUGUCCUCCGUGACGCCAAGGUUGACAAGUCCUCCGUCCACGAGAUUGUCCUCGUUGGUGGUUCCACCCGUAUCCCCAAGAUCCAGAAGCUGGUCAGCGACUUCUUCAACAAGGAGCCCAACAAGUCCAUCAACCCCGAUGAGGCUGUCGCCUACGGUGCUGCCGUCCAGGCCGCCAUCCUGUCUGGUGACACUUCCUCCAAGUCCACCAACGAGAUCCUGCUGCUCGAUGUCGCUCCUCUGUCCGUCGGUAUCGAGACCGCUGGUGGUGUCAUGACUCCUCUGAUCAAGCGCAACACCACUAUCCCCACCAAGAAGUCCGAGACCUUCUCCACCUACUCCGACAACCAGCCCGGUGUCCUGAUCCAGGUGUACGAGGGUGAGCGUGCUCGCACCAAGGACAACAACCUGCUCGGUAAGUUCGAGCUGACCGGCAUUCCUCCGGCUCCUCGUGGUGUUCCUCAGAUUGAGGUUACCUUCGAUGUCGACGCCAACGGUAUCAUGAACGUCUCUGCCGUCGAGAAGGGCACUGGUAAGAGCAACAAGAUCACCAUCACCAACGACAAGGGUCGUCUCUCCAAGGAGGACAUUGAGCGCAUGCUCGCCGAGGCUGAGAAGUACAAGGCUGAGGACGAGGCCGAGGCUGGCCGUAUCCAGGCCAAGAACGGUCUGGAGUCCUACGCCUACUCCCUCAAGAACACCCUCAACGAGGGUCAGCUCAACAUCUCCGCCGGCGACAAGGAGAAGCUCCAGGCCGAGAUUGAGAAGACCAUCUCUUGGCUCGACAGCAACCAGACUGCCACCAAGGAGGAGUACGAGUCCACCCAGAAGGAGCUCGAGAGCGUUGCCAACCCCAUCAUCUCCGGUGCCUACGCUGGUGCUGCUGGUGGUGCUGCUCCUGGCGCCGCUGGUGCUUCUUCCACUAAGACUGCCGACGAGGUCGAGCAGCCUGAGGAGCUUGACUAAACGGGUGCACGUGAUGUUUCCGGAAACGGCUAGUUCUCGGAUCUUCUUGAUUCCCUCUUCUUAGUUCAUUUUUCCUUUGUUUCGACAUCUCGUUUGCUUGUUGGUCCUGGGUCGACAAGCGGAUGCUGGCGCUAAUGUCUUUUGCUUUUCUCAUGAUAUGAUGGCUUUGAUUCCUUUUUAAUUCCUGUUUUACGAUUGCAUAGAUUCAUGUUUGCUUCGGGCAUUUCAUGAUAGCAACACACUUAGGGAGGGAAAAGUUCCAGUGUGAUCAAUAAAGAAAGUUCAUAAUUAUCUACUUCUUUUCUAACGAGGCCGUAGAACCGUAGGUAAUUUUCCUAAGUAUU
This is a messenger RNA of Paecilomyces variotii, 2428 nucleotides long. Its product is annotated as molecular chaperone Hsp70. Gene Ontology annotation, cellular component: cytoplasm; nucleus; cytosol. Gene Ontology annotation, molecular function: heat shock protein binding; ATP binding; ATP hydrolysis activity. The record is from RefSeq and is a predicted model, not a curated record. NCBI's taxonomy places the organism in Eukaryota, Fungi, Ascomycota, Eurotiomycetes, Eurotiales, Thermoascaceae. The transcript is spliced from 2 exons. Bases 171 to 2084 code for a protein of 637 amino acids. Gene Ontology annotation, biological process: protein refolding; vesicle-mediated transport; cellular response to unfolded protein.